UGGGUUAGGUGAAAAAUUGAGUCAGAGGACACACCUCACAGAGAGUGGAGAGAACCUUAACAUGAAAGUUCAGCUGGACCCUGAGGCUGCUAUUUCUUUACAGACAAGUGAUGAUCAGCAGGAGUUACCACACAUCCUGAGUGCAGGGUGUGGUGGUGAAGGGCGUGACUCUGACACACAGUGUAUCACACUGUCCAGGUGAGAAAGUGUUUAUAAAGCAGCAGCCAGGAAGCAACACACACUUAAAGAGAGGAAAUAACAGAGGUGAUAUAGUAGCGGCUGCCAGAAUCUUUCAUAUAGGAGAAACACAGCAUGAUGAUACUUUUACUUCUAGCUGCCUUAACUGCAGUAUCACAGGCCCAGACUGAUUGCUCUCGGGGGGCUUGUUACCCACCCAGCAAUAACCUGCUCUUGGGUAGGGCUCACCAGCUCCAUGCCUCCUCCACCUGUGGCCUCACCGGCUCCGAGGUCUACUGCAGCCCAUACCCACUGGGGAGGAUGAAGUGUUGUCCAUGUGACUCCAGGAACCCAAAUGGGCCGCUGGCCCACACUGUCCAGGAUGUCCUGUCCACCUCUGGACCAGAGAGAUGGUGGCAGUCCAAGAAAGACGUGAGUCCAGUCACUCUCCAGUUGGACCUUGACAACCUGUUCCAGCUUGACAACUUGUUUCUCAACUUCAAGGGCCCUCGUCCCAGUGCCUUGGUUAUAGAGAGGACACUAGACAACGGCAGGACAUGGGAGCCCAGCCUCUACCUGGCUACAGAUUGUCAAAGGACUUUUCCUGGCAUCCCCACGUCAACACCUCUUAAGCUGGAUGAUACAUACUGCUACACACUGCCCUCUACUGAAGCAACCCCCUACCAAGACCACAUAAUUGAGUUCAGUCCUCUGCGUCAGUAUGCUUAUGUCCCAGCUCCCAAGAGCCAAAAAAUUGAAGGUGUCACUGGGUUAACGGGGCUGAGAGUGAAGCUGACAGAGCUGGGUGAUGUGCCACGUCACCCAGGCAGAGCUCUCAGUAGGUUUUAUGCCCUGAAGGAGAUGAGGGUGAUGGGCAGAUGUAUGUGCCAUGGACACGCCAACCGAUGUCUGCCAGAGGCCUAUAACAACCCACUGUCCAAUACCAUACAAGUGAAUCCUCAGUGUGACUGCCAACAUAACACAGCAGGCAUGAACUGUGAGCGUUGUGCUGAUCUCUACAACGAUCUACCCUGGAGACCUGCAGAGGAGGGAGACACUCAUGCCUGCAAACGCUGUGAGUGCAACAACCAUGCCCAGCGCUGUCAUUUUGACCAGGCAGUGUACGAUGCUAGUUGGCAGAGUAGUGGAGGUGUGUGUGAGGGUUGUCUGCACCACACCACAGGGCCAAAGUGCGACCAGUGUGCCCCAGGCUACCAACCCAACCCCCGCAGCCGAAUGGACCGUCCUGACGCCUGCAUUCGCUGUAUCUGCAAUCCUGAGGGGACAGUGAACGGGGGCCAGUGUGACGACAUCACAGGCUCGUGUCAGUGUAAAGUGAAUGUCGAAGGUCCCCGCUGUGACCGCUGUAAAAGAGGCCACCAUGGUCUGAGCGACUCCAACCCUCUGGGCUGCACCAAGUGUUCCUGUUCUCCUGACGGGUCCAUGUCAGACGUCUGUGACGCUCUGACUGGCCAGUGUCCCUGUCAUCCCCACUUCCAUGGCCUGACCUGUGAAGUCUGUUCAAAAGGCUACUGGAAACCAGUCCUGUCCGGACGCUGUAAACCCUGUGCCUGUGACCCCACCAGGUCAUACAGUGAUACCUGUGACCAGGUGACUGGUCAGUGCCAAUGCAGACCAGGGUUUGGAGGCCGAACAUGUACAGAGUGCCCAGAGAACUCUUACGGAGACCCACUAAUAGGCUGCCAGCCAUGUGGGUGUGAUACAGAUGGAACCCUUCCAGAGGUUUGUGAUAAGCAGACAGGAGCCUGUUUAUGUCAGCUGGGUGUCACCGGGACACGCUGUGACUCCUGCACUCGAGGACACUGUGAUUCUUUCCCUGCCUGCGAGACGUGUCCCUCCUGCUUCUUCACACUGGAUGCACAGAUGCAGAACCUCAGCUUAACUCUGGAGAGACUCUCCUCCGGCUUCCCCUCACGUCCUGGAGGUGACACUGAUAUUGGAAAGUUCGGGCCUCGCAUCCGGACCCUGGAGGCCAGUCUGAAACUGAUCCAAGACUCCAUCCUCCUUCCUCCAAAUAUUGUCAAACAGAUCGAUGGUGCUCUGUCCCGACUGGACAAGCUGAGGGACCAGGUGGACGAGGUUAAUGAUGACCUCCCACCUGCUACAAGACCUCCUGGUCUGGAGUCAGAGCUGAACAAGCUGCAGGCUCUGCUGGAUGGCCUCAGUGUGUUGUACAAAGCCAAGAAAAGUGCCACAGAGAACACCAUCAGUCCCAACAAUGCAGGAGCAUUUACUGCCAUCAAGAACGCCUAUGAUGAGUCGACAGAUGCAGCCAAGAAGGUAGAUGCCAGCGGAAACACGGUGAAGGAGUCAGCUGACAAGAGAGAAGAAACUAAAGAUCUUCAGGGCAACGUGCAACCAGACAACACCAGAGAUCUGAACAAUCUGAACCAGAGCAUGGCUACCCAACCUGACCUCACUCCUGUUGCCAAACAGGUAUGCGGCAGUGUUCGCACUGAGCCCUGCACCCCUCUUCUAUGUGAGGGUGGAGACUUGUGUCCACCGCGGGGAACCCCAAUGUGUGUAAAGGGGAAAAAGUGUGUGGGCGCCCUGCCGCUGAGUAAGAGGGCAAAGGCUGAUUCUAAGGAUGUGAAGGAGCAACUGGACAAGCUCUCUGUGAAUGUCACGGAGGCUACAGAGAAGCUUCAGGAAACACAGGACACAACCAAUCAGGUGAGACAGUCAGCAGAAAAGCUGUCCAAUAAGAUGAAGCGGACCAGAGACGAGCUAGAAGAUGACUUAAAGGAGACACGUGAUGCUGUGAAGGAACUCAAAGACUUCCUGUCAGACCCGUCCUCCAACCUGACCCACAUCAAGGAGGUGAGUGACUGGAUCCUGAAUGCCAAGCUGCCUAUCGAACAGGCUGAUCUGAAGAGAAAGCUGGAGGAGCUGAAGAAUCUGGCAGCCAUUCUUCCAGACAGCACAGCUGUGUUGAAGGACGCAGAGCCCCUGCUGGCGAGAGCCAGGAAACUGUUGCAGGAGGCCCAGGAUGCCAGGGACACAGCUCUGGGAGUAAAUGCGGAUGUGGACGGGCUGCUGGAAGGCUUGGGUUCGGUGGACAGCUCUCUCACUGGCCUGGAGGAAAAACUGCAGAGCAGCAUAGAUUCCAUAGACAACCUGAACAAUACCCUGACUGAGGCCAAGGACAAGCUGCCCCCAGCAGAGAAGGAUCUGGAUGAUGUAUCCACGCAGAUAAAGUCAAUAAAACCUCAACUGGACGAGAUCAAAGACAUUCUGCAGAAUGGGAGCCAGCAGGCCGGGUUAGCACAGGCAACUGCAGACAAAGCGGAGGAUGAAGCAGCUGCUGCAAAUGAGGACCUGUUGUCCUUAGAGGACGAGCUUGACAAACUUAAAGACCAGGUUGCUGCCAGUGGGUCUGGUGGAAAUGCCGGGGAUGUGGGAGAUCGACUGGCAAAGCUACAGCAGGACGCUGGAACUCUGGCCAACACCACUGCUGACAUGAUGAAUUCUCUAGAAGGUAAGGCAGAUUCCCUGAGGAGCCUUCAGGAUCAGAUUGUUCAGAACUCAACAAUGCUUGAAGGACUUGAUGUCAAGCUAAAAGAACUGUUUCAACAACUUCGAAAGAAAGCCAUUGACCUGAGCACCUGCCAGGGCUGAGAGUCAGCAAGCUGCAGUCACAGCAGCAUGUACAGCUGCUGAGACUCCUCCCUUUAACACUGCACAUCAACUCUAGCAGCCAAAGGAUUGUGGGAAAUCUGGGAUUGAAGGAGAUGGAGGGGUCAGAGAUAUAUAUGGCUACCGUAGCAAUUGUUGUCUGACUAUAGAGGGGCUUGAAACUACAUUCUUGUGUAUUUAAAUAUCUUCUGAAAGUCUGUAUAAACAGCAGGGACAUUAAAAUAUCAUGCAGUUUCAUUUUCGUCACAUAGCAUUACAUCUGGAAAAGUCACAGAUUCAGAAUUUUGGCAGCUCUGCAAGAACCAACACAAACUAAAAAAAAAAAUUUUAUUCAGCAGCUUUUCAUUCAAAUGUUCACUGUGACCAUUGUACCAUGAUUAUUGUAUUUUUAAGAACUAUUUUGUAUGUUGAAUUUGUUGUUUGUACAGAACCAAAGUAUUUACAUAAAAGCCUGUUUACACUUUGA
This is a messenger RNA of Hippoglossus stenolepis (Pacific halibut), 4300 nucleotides long. RefSeq names its product laminin subunit beta-3. The record is from RefSeq and is a predicted model, not a curated record. The coding region runs from base 313 to 3816 and encodes 1167 amino acids. Gene Ontology annotation, molecular function: extracellular matrix structural constituent. Gene Ontology annotation, biological process: substrate adhesion-dependent cell spreading; cell migration; basement membrane assembly. Gene Ontology annotation, cellular component: laminin trimer. The transcript has 24 exons. NCBI's taxonomy places the organism in Eukaryota, Metazoa, Chordata, Actinopteri, Pleuronectiformes, Pleuronectidae.